UCUCCCUUUGUUUCAAAUCCUUCAGUUCCAAUGGCUUCUACGGUUUCAGAUAAGAACAGAAAUCUCUAAUAAACUACUAGAAAUUUCUAACUCUCUCUCUUCCUCUCUGCAAUUCUCAAUCAUGGUGACAAUUUUAUCCAAUCCGACUUCACUUCGUUUAUCGUUCCCUUCUGUCUGUUCGAUCUCGUCAACAUGGAACUCGCACGCAAACUGUUUGAUUGGUUCGACUUCUACGAAGAAGCUCUUGUUUCGGUCUCAGAGCAAAGGGAGUAAAGGGUUUCGUGCUGUUUCGGUUCCGAGACAUGUAAUUAGCUGUGGUCUUACGGAGAUUAAUGAGACACAAUUCUCGGACGUGGUUCUGACCUCUGAUGUUCCUGUUCUGGUCGAAUUCGUGGCUGAUUGGUGUGGACCGUGUCGGUUAAUGUCCCCGGCGAUUGAGUGGGUUUCACAGGAAUACAACGACAAAUUACGGGUUGUAAAGAUCAACCAUGAUUUGAAUCCUCGACUGAUUGAAGAGUACAAAGUUUAUGGAUUGCCGACACUGAUUCUAUUCAAGAAUGGACUGGAAGUCCCGGAGAGCCGGUGGGAAGGUGCAAUGACAAAGGUGAAGAUAAAAGAGUACAUUGAUGCUCUUCUGGAGUCAGUAUCAGUCACAUAGUUAUCUCUGCAAGUUAGAUCUCCUACCUUAACUAAAGUUCCAUAAAGAGAUGUGAUCCCAAAAUUCCAUUUGUUUA
Molecule: messenger RNA, 734 nt
Organism: Telopea speciosissima
Lineage: Eukaryota; Viridiplantae; Streptophyta; Magnoliopsida; Proteales; Proteaceae
Product: thioredoxin X, chloroplastic
Exons: 2
Coding region: 122-658 (178 amino acids)
Cellular component (GO): cytoplasm
Molecular function (GO): oxidoreductase activity, acting on a sulfur group of donors, disulfide as acceptor
Source: RefSeq, a predicted model, not a curated record